AGCACCCAUGAAAUUUUAGCAGGUCAAUGAUCAGAUCUUCAUCUUACAAUGCCACAGUGUUAGUGUGAAGACAUUGAAACAAAGCAAGCAUGAAAACAGGAGACAUGAAAUAAUAGGCUGUUCUAAUAGUCCAGAUAAUAUAUAAUGUCAGCCUGAGCCAGAUUGUGGUAAUUCACAAAAAGUUAGAAAGUGAAGUUUAGAAAUUACCAGACUUGGUAGAUUAGAUGUUUAUGGAGAGGGAAAUGAAUAGAUAAAAAGAAAACUCUGAGAUGUCUGACUUGAUCCUGGAUUCCUUUCAUUGAGAUAUGAGAUACUGGAGGAGUGGAUUGGGAGAAGGGCAAGGUGAGUCAUGAUUUCAUUUAGGAUCUGUUAAGAUGAAAAUGGUUUUGAUAUGUCCAUGGAGAGAUAAUCACUAAGAGGUGGUAAUGGAGUACUGAAGGUGAUAGAGGUUUACUUAUGAGGUACAGAUGCCAUAGGAAUAGGCAAGCUAUUUCAGUGCUGUAUCUGUGGCAUUAUAAGGGAACAGUGUUUUGUACAAAGCCUGCAAAACAGUGAUAUAUGAUAAAUUGUUAGAGAAGAAAAAAUUACAACUAUUGAGAAUGAAAUGACCAUGAAAAUACCAGACAUCAGUGUGAUCACACAAGCUAACCCACGAGAGUGUCUAGAAAGAGCAGGAAGGGUCAAUUCUGUGAAGUAAUAAGAAGAAAGUCUGAGAGGUGGCUCAGCUCUAAAUAUAUGGCAUCUUUCAGACUGUAGAGAUCGUUUCAGGUAUGGAAGAUGAGACAAAUUAUUGCAUAGUCUCAGACUGGUAUCUAGAAAUAUGUUUAUUUUGAUUUUAAGGGAGCCUACAUUUUUUCUUAAAGAUUCUGGAGACAGAGUAUGAAAGGAAGGAAUCAAACUACCCUCUCAGGAUUCCUCCUCCUGGGUCUGUCCAUCUACCCAGAGCACCAGCACUUGUUCUAUGCCCUGUUCCUCUCCAUGUAUCUUACCACCAUCCUGGGGAACCUCCUCAUCAUCAUCCUCAUUCAACUGGACUCUCAUCUCCACACACCCAUGUAUUUUUUUCUCAGCAACCUGUCCUUCUCUGACCUCUGCUUUUCCUCUGUCACAAUGCCCAAGUUACUGAAGAACAUGCAGAGCCAAGUCCCAUCCAUUCCUUAUGCAGGCUGCCUGGCCCAAAUGUACUUCCUCUUGCUGUUUGGAGACCUGGAGAGCUUCCUGCUUGUAGUCAUGGCCUAUGACCGCUAUGUGGCCAUCUGCUUCCCCCUGCACUACACCAGCAUCAUGAGCCCCAAGCUCUGUGUGUGCCUGGUGGUGCUAUCCUGGGUGCUGACCACGUUCCAUGCCCUGUUGCACACCCUGCUCAUGGCCAGAUUGUCUUUCUGUGGGGACAAUGUGAUCCCCCACUUCUUCUGUGACAUGUCUGCACUGCUGAAGCUGGCAUGCUCUGACACCAGUAUAAAUGAAUUGGUGAUAUUUAUCACGGGAGGCAUCAUUCUCAUCAUUCCAUUUGUACUCGUUAUUGUUUCCUAUGCACGAAUUGUGUCCUCCAUUCUCAAGGUCCCUUCUGCUCGACAUAUCCGUAAAGCUUUCUCCACUUGUGGUUCUCACCUCUCUGUGGUGUCACUGUUCUAUGGGACAGUCAUUGGCCUCUACUUAUGUCCAUCAGCUAAGAAUUCUACUAUGAAGGAGACAGUCAUGGCUCUGAUGUACAUGGUGGUGACUCCCAUGCUGAACCCUUUCAUCUACAGCCUGAGGAACAGAGACAUGAAGGAAGCCCUGGGAAGAGUCAUUUGUAAGAAAAUUUGUUUCUGUCCAUGAUAGUAAUAUUUGUAACUAUUAUAUAAUUUUCCAGUAGAUAUAUUGAUUUCUAAAUAUCAUUCUUGACCUUUUUUCUUGCAGGCAAAAUAUUACAUAAAUGCCCAAUAAGUAAAACAUCUCAAGUGAAGAUGUGUAGUUGUUGUAGGAAGGAGUUCUCAGGGAUAUGGUAGGAAGGUUUUCCUAUUUCUUAAUUCCAAGUAACCCUGAGCAAGCUUAAUGUAAAUGAUUUUAGUUGAAUUUCUCACAUGAGAGGGGCAAUGCGAUAUUUACAGAUGUGUAUCCAAUUUAUUUCGCUUAAGAGUAUAGUGUCAAGAAACAAAAUGUAUGAUAUCGUGAAAUAGGAAGUUAUUGUUCAAAAGGGAAAGAGGGAGGGGGAAAAGAAGGAAGGGAAA
This is a messenger RNA of Heterocephalus glaber (naked mole-rat), 2213 nucleotides long. RefSeq names its product olfactory receptor 1468. Gene Ontology annotation, biological process: G protein-coupled receptor signaling pathway. Gene Ontology annotation, molecular function: olfactory receptor activity; G protein-coupled receptor activity. The record is from RefSeq and is a predicted model, not a curated record. Gene Ontology annotation, cellular component: membrane. NCBI's taxonomy places the organism in Eukaryota, Metazoa, Chordata, Mammalia, Rodentia, Bathyergidae.